UCAUUCCUGGAAAUCUCGGCAGCAUGGUCAAAGGUAUCAUUCCUGGAAAUCUCGGCAGCAUGGUCAAAGGCAUUCGGUACUUGUUUGUCCUACUAGGGGCUGGUUUCAUCAGUAUGAGCUUCUAUCAAACCAACAGCAGACGCACGUUUAUGACGCACCAGGAAUACCACGAGCAAUGUGAGGCUCAAUGCGUUGAUGAACAACUAUAUGAAAAUAUCCCAGAAGACUUUCUGAUCUAUACACCCACUUGUACAAUUCCAAAUAUUCCUAUCAAUCACCCAAGCAUUGUCAAAUUCAAACGUCAAGAACCUCUAGAGAUAACAUGCAGUCCAAAGACACCCUUAACUGAAGAUGAAGAUAAAUUGUUGAAGUUUAAACUGGACAUGAUCUGGCAAUAUGGUCUUCAAACUUGGGAACAACUCAAUUGCUCCUACCAAGGUAUUGUCCGGAUAAACCAAGAUCCACAACAUUAUAAUGGCCAAGCCGACAGGGGACAAAAGUUGAAAGAAAGUGUCCCCAUUACCAGCCCCAUUACACCGAUUCUCGACGAAAACGCCAUUGUUGUGACGUGCUACUCACAAAACAGCACGGACAAUAAUGUUGUUUACAGGAAUCUCCAUUAUUUCAUCCAACCCAGUGUUUAUGAAGAGAAGAUGAAGCGGUAUCAGAGGCAGCUCGAGGAAGAAAUACCCUCCAGAGAAGAGAGAUUAAAUGUGCUCAUAAUAGGCAAAGAUUCAAUGUCAAGAAAUAACCUACUGAGACAUAUGCCCAAUACUUACGAGUACAUUACCAAGACCCUAGGUGGGAUCGACUUCCAAGGAUACAAUAAAAUAGGAGGAAAUACCUUUCCAAACGUUUUUUCCAUGAUGACAGGAAUCCCAGCCCACGAAAUGGGUAAUGGCAGUUGCAGCAGUGUAAAGAGUCAGAAAUUAGACGACUGUCCCUUUACCUGGAAAUUAUACAACCAGAGCAAUUAUGUCACUUUUUACUUGGAAGACGCCCCUUGGAUGGGAACCUUUCGAUACACGAGGACAGGAUUUGUUGAACAGCCUACAGAUAUUUACAAUAGUCCUUAUGCUUUCAUGUCUGAUGGGCUAAUAGGGCAUUCUGCUAAUUUUAGAGGACAAAAUGGAAAGAUAUGUCAAGGAGGAAAGCUCACUUCAGAGGUCCUACUUGACUACAACUUCAAAAUAUGUAAAGCUCUGCACAAUAAAGUCCCAUACUUUGGUCUCGUAUGGGAUGGGGCCCUGACUCAUGAUUCCCUCGGCAUGGCUUCAGCCUCAGAUCAAUGUACAGUGAAGGCACUGAAGGAUCUCAAAAUGGAGGGAUUUCUAGACAACACGUUUCUUAUCUUCAUGAGCGACCAUGGCAUUCGAUACGGGAGUAUCAGGUCGACCUACGCUGGAAUGCUCGAAGAAAGGCUUCCUUUUCUGAUCCUGGUGCCACCUCCAGGAUUCAAGGACAAGCACAGCCAGGCUUAUGCAAAUCUACAGGUCAACUCCCGGAGACUGACUUCAAACCUGGAUGUUUAUGGAACUGUCGUAGACUUGGGCAGCUAUGGAUACCUUAAUCCAGAGAACAGUUUCGUGGGAGAAAAAUAUGGCCAAAGCCUCUUUAAGGUGGUACCUUUAAACAGAACCUGUGAGGAUUUGGCUAUUUCACCUCACUUCUGUACAUGUCAGAAUUCAACUGAGGCUGACUCUAAUGAUCCUCAUUUAUGGAAUGCUGCGAACCAUACCAUAUCAAAGUUAAACGAAGGACUGGCCAAGUUCACCGACUGUGUCCAACUAACGCUAGACAAGGUCCUCAGUGGAAGAGUUAGCACCGCCAACGACAAAACCAAACCAAGCAUUGCUGAAUCAGAGAUAACAAAAUAUAUGAUAAUAUUCUCUGCUAAGCCAAGUGGCGCCGUCCUGGAGAGUUCUGUCUUAUAUGACACCGGCAAUUACAAGGUCCUUUCGGAUGUUUCAAGGAUUAACGCUUACGGAAACCAAAGUCAUUGCAUCACGGACUUUACCUACAGAAAAUAUUGUUAUUGUAAGGACCUUCUUUAGCGAUCAACACUAGGCGUUUAAAGAGAGAAGCCACAUCCCUUGGUGUUCCGCACAAUAUAAUUUUGAGGCUGCAAGGAAGUAAAACUUCAAAGAGUUGUUGCCUGAGUAAUUGUAUGCUCAUCAACGCUAAUCUUAAGAAAAGGCAUUUUCGCUACAGGAUAUGAAUUUUCACCAUUGUCUACAAUGGCCUUGCCAGUUAAGUGCAGCUCUCAUCUCGUUUUCACAAAGGCAAACAACAACUGUAAUCCCGAAGCGACUGGACUUGCUCACUUCGUGAUAGCAAUUUCUGUCACUUAAGCUGAGAGCAAAAUGUAAAGAUGUAAUCUGCAUUACUCGCCCAAGGUAAUCCAGAAAUAAAGGCGAGACUCAUGAAAAUCUUACUUAAACGUGAAAUAUUUUAUCUAAAUAGCUUAUUCAUUCAUUCUUUUAAUUAAUAAUUCAAUAUUCCAGAACUCCUAAUUCAUUCAGCUAUAUAUAUCCCAAUGGCAUCCAUAAUUCGUAUCCCAAGUAAUUUUUUGCGACUCAUUAAAAAUUUAUAUAUAUUUUUUCAAAGAUUUUAUUCGUUGUUUAUUUAACAAAUCUUUUCUCCUAAAAGUUCUAUAUAGCAAUGGAUACAGCCGAAAUCAAAUAAUGGCAAUCUGGCCUCCCAAAACCGCUUCUGCUAUCUGAAUUUUAGAUUUGCACGGGACUUGAAGGAUUAUAAACAAAUUUCUCUAA
This is a messenger RNA of Macrobrachium nipponense, 2771 nucleotides long. RefSeq lists its product as uncharacterized. The coding region runs from base 24 to 2054 and encodes 676 amino acids. The record is from RefSeq and is a predicted model, not a curated record. The transcript is spliced from 10 exons. NCBI's taxonomy places the organism in Eukaryota, Metazoa, Arthropoda, Malacostraca, Decapoda, Palaemonidae.